Messenger RNA from Didymodactylos carnosus, 726 nucleotides. The record is from the annotation of a GenBank genome assembly. Lineage: Eukaryota; Metazoa; Rotifera; Eurotatoria; Philodinida; Philodinidae.
AUGAUCUGUGAACAAGAUUCAAUAUCAAAUGAUGUGUUUCCAUUAACAAUGAACUUAUUUGAUCGUUACUGUUCAUCUUUAACUCACAAUGAGUCAAGUGUAAUUAAAUCUAUUGAGUUAAUUGCUCUGUCAUGUUAUCAAAUAGCAAAGAAAAUUCGAUAUACUCUAAUCAGUUCGAAACAAAAUCAUAAAAUUAGUUUAAUAUUAAAUGAUUAUACCGAUGAUGAAAUAUUUGAUGCUGAACAAACAAUAUGUGACAAACUUGGUUGGGAUUUGGCAUCAAUUAUUCCACAUGACUAUGUCGAUCCGAUACUAGAAAAAUUACCAUUUACGGAAAUGCAACGAAUGAAACUGAAACAACAUGUUGAGAUUCUGCUAUGUUUAUGUACAUGUGAAUACGAAUGUUCGAUGAUAUUACCAAGUUUAAUUGCAUGUGGUUGUAUCACAUCGGCUGUACAUGGUUUAUAUUCACAAUUAGACCUCAUUCAUGACGAUCAUUUACUUUCAAGAAUAAUUAAAUCAACGAAAAAUGACAUCGAUAAUAGUCAAAUGAUUGUUGAACAAAUUGUACAAAUUCGUCUACAAGACUUACAUAUUCCUCCAACACCAACUGUAGAGACCCAUGGUGAUAAAUCACCAUCAUCCAGACGUUGUUUAGUAUCGAUUGAAAAUAAUCAGAACAGUCCGAAAACACCAAAACGUACAUCAUUUUGUAUUGUCAGAUAA